Helianthus annuus (common sunflower) is the source of this 1244-nucleotide messenger RNA. RefSeq names its product RNA-binding protein 12. The transcript has 2 exons. The coding region runs from base 116 to 985 and encodes 289 amino acids. Lineage: Eukaryota; Viridiplantae; Streptophyta; Magnoliopsida; Asterales; Asteraceae. The record is from RefSeq and is a predicted model, not a curated record.
ACGGACUCAAUUAUAUGUCACUUAAUGUCAUCAUCUUCUUAUUCUUGCCACCUAUAUAUAUAUAUAUGUAUCAUCAUCCACCAUACUUGAUAACAACAUCUUGGAAAAGAAAGCCAUGAAUCCAACCUUUCUUCUUCUUUUUCUUCUUGUUUCUCCAUUACAUGCUCAAUCAGCCUCUCAUAUCACCGUCACCGGCUCAGUGUUUUGUGACGUUUGCUACGAUAACUCCUUCACCAAACACAGUUAUUUCUUACCAGGUGUGGAUGUUCACUUGCAAUGUAAAUUUCAAGCCAAUGCUCCAAAAACAAAAACUAGUGAGCAGAUUACUUUUUCAGUCAACACAACAACAAACAGAUACGGUGUUUACAUGUUGGAUAUACCAUCAGUUGAGGGGGUUGACUGUGUGGAUGGCCCGACCCUUGAGUCAUUCUGUGAAACAACCUUGAUAGGGAGCCCACUCCCCACCUGCGAUGUUCCCGCUGUAUCCACCUCAUCCAAAGAGAUAACUGUCAAAUCCAGAUCAACUAAUCUUUGUGUUUAUAGUGUAAGUGCACUCACUUAUAAACCAUCUAGCAGGAACUCAACCCUUUGCGGUGCUCAUCACAUCAACCUUGAGGAAGAAAAAAAUUCAUUGGAUUCCUCAAAGUUUUUCCUACCUUAUUUUCCUUGGCCUCAAUUCCCACCAUGGCCAUCUUUGCCACCUUUCCCUUCACUUCCUCCACUGCCACCUUUUCCUUCAUUUCCGCCGUUUCAGUUCCCUCCCCAGUCGCCUUUGCCACCACUACCUCAGUUACCACCACUACCUCAGUUGCCACCACUACCUCAGUUACCGCCAGUGUUGAAUCCUGGGACCCCUCGACCUCCGGUCAAUCCAACAACUUGGAUACCUUUUCCCAUUCAAUCAGCACCACCACCUGGGUUUAAUCCAAGAGAUCCAAGAACAUGGUUUCCCCCAUCUCCUGAUAGCCAGCAGCAGCAACCUUAGCCACUUGCUCAUAUGUACAUAUAAAGAUUCUUAUGUAAUGCUUAUACACAACCUGUAUUACCUUAUUGUAAUCAACAUAUAUAGUUGAAUUUGGUCAAAUAUAUGUAUAUCAAAAUAUAUCUCUAUAUAGUCAAAUAAAAUGUUUUAAAGCAAGGGAAAUGCGUUAAAAAAGUUGAAACUAGAGCAUGCAUGCAUCAUGUAUUACAGUUGCCACUUUAACUAAUCACUCUGCUGCCUUUCCGAAAAAAAAAAAAAAAAA